AUGUCGGAUGAGGCACUGACCAACAAGGAGCGCCGUCUAGCGCGCAAAGCUGAAAAGCAGAAGCAGAGAGCAGGACAGGCAGGUGAAACAAAUGCCCCGAAAGAGGAGACCCGCUUGACGAAGCGGCCUGUGGAUGAUGCAGAGAUACUGGGUGACCCAGUGGAUGAGCCACACGACUUGAGCGAGGAGCCUCUGUCCCACAAGGAGAAGCGUAAGCGCCGCAAAAUGGAGAAGCAGGUUAAUUUACAAGAGGAUGAGAAAGAAUCACGACCCCAGCGCCUGCAGCGGAGUGCCUUUUGUGUCUGGAUUGGCAACCUGCCCUUCUCCACGACGGUCGACGAGCUGUCGGAGUGGCUCGCUGAGAAUGAGGUGGAAGGCGUAAGCCGUGUUCACAUGACUCCGGGAGCACGUCGCGCCGAGAACAACAAAGGAUUCGCAUACGUGGAUCUUCCCUCAGAGGCUGAGGUCGAUAAGUGUGUGGCGCUCUCGGAGACGAUGCUUCAUGGCCGACGCUUGCUUAUAAAAAAUGGCAACGACUUUCGCGGGCGUCCUGGACUGGAUCCCUCAGCAGCAGAGCUUGGUGGAAGUCCUGCUGGCGGUCGCACAGGUCUUACCAAGACGGCGCAGCGGAUUUUGCGGGCGCAAAAGAACCCGCCUGCACCCACACUUUUUAUGGGGAACCUGAGCUUUGAGACAUCUGAGGAUGAUAUCCGCGAGCUGCUCGAGAGUUCGGUGCGGCGCCGUCACAUGGAGGGCGUAGAAACCGACGAUGCCUCCAUGGCGCCGCCUCAGGCGGGCAUCCGCAAAAUCCGUAUGGGCACGUUUGAGGACACUGGCAAGUGCAAAGGCUUUGCCUUUAUUGACUUUGAUUCAGCGGCACAGGCGACCAAGGCACUGAUUGAACCUCGCAAUGCACGCCUGCUGGGCCGGACACUGCAACUUGAGUUUGCCGGUGUAGAUGCAGUGCGUCGCGGCGCAUCCAAGGACCUUUUGCCUGACUAUGUGCCUGGACGUCGCCGUCGCCGUGCAGCGCAGGGUACACAGGCGCCGUCUGAGGUGCCCUCGACCUCUAUGCAAGAUACCCAGGACGAACCAGACCAAGCGGCGAUGGACGCGCCCAGUGCACCACGGCGGAAGGCGUCGGCGCCUCGACGUCUUCGCCCGGGUGCGGCAAAUGCAUCUGCGCCGCGGCAAAGCUAUGGGAUUGUGCCCUCAGAAGGCAAGCGAACCACGUUUGAGUAG
Malassezia sympodialis ATCC 42132 is the source of this 1242-nucleotide messenger RNA. RefSeq lists its product as uncharacterized. The record is from RefSeq and is a predicted model, not a curated record. NCBI's taxonomy places the organism in Eukaryota, Fungi, Basidiomycota, Malasseziomycetes, Malasseziales, Malasseziaceae. Gene Ontology annotation, cellular component: nucleolus. Gene Ontology annotation, molecular function: RNA binding.